Molecule: messenger RNA, 860 nt
Organism: Pelobates fuscus (common spadefoot toad)
Lineage: Eukaryota; Metazoa; Chordata; Amphibia; Anura; Pelobatidae
Exons: 3
Coding region: 108-860 (250 amino acids)
Biological process (GO): cell surface receptor signaling pathway
Cellular component (GO): plasma membrane
Source: RefSeq, a predicted model, not a curated record
AUGAGGUGUAUCUGGUAGACAGCAUAUUUCGUGGACGUGCAUUUGCUCAUAAGUCUGGUCCCUCACCUAUUACAAACCAUCUUGGUCCAGAAGUGGAAGUCCUAUCAAUGGCCAGAGAAAAGAAAAAGAGGACUCCAACAUUCACUGUGCUUCUCAUUAUGAACUUCAUGCCAAGUGUAUGUCAGGGAGUAGUCAUCACUCAGACUCCGAGGUUGCUAUUGAAGACGCCAGGAAGUUCGGCAGAGAUGAAAUGUCACCAGAAUGAUGAAAGCUAUAUUGACAUGUUCUGGUACCAACAGAAACCAGGAGAAGGAUUAAAGCUUAUGAUCUAUUCACCAGAAGCUAAUAAAAUCCAAAAGAUGGAAAAUGUCUUUGAAUCAGGCUGGGAGCUCGAGAGGAAUGACAUUCAGAAUUCAGUUCUACGUCUUAAAUCAGCUGAAAUACAGGACUCUGCUGUCUAUUUCUGUGCAUCGAGAUACCACAGAAUUAAAACCCAGGGAAACAGCUGGCAUAAAAGUUCACCAUGUAGAGAGAGUCUGUCCCAUGCUGUGACCGUGACUCAGGACAAACCCUUUAUAUGGCUGACUAAUGGAACCACUAUGGAUGAAUUGUCCUGUAAGCACGAUGCCACCACCAGACACAACAUGCUAUGGUACCAGCAGAAACCAGGAGAAGGAUUGGUGCUUAUUGCAGUGUCAGUAACAGAAAACGACGCAGAUGUGGAGAAAGCGUUCAAGGAAACGUGGACAAUGACUCGGCCAAGUAGUGCGAAAUCUACGUUAAGACGGAAUGGGACGGUGAACAUCCACGACUCUGCUAUGUAUUACUGUGCAGCGAGUGACACAGCCUUAGGAAGCUGA